Molecule: messenger RNA, 1287 nt
Organism: Heterobasidion irregulare TC 32-1
Lineage: Eukaryota; Fungi; Basidiomycota; Agaricomycetes; Russulales; Bondarzewiaceae
Exons: 11
Coding region: 1-1287 (428 amino acids)
Source: RefSeq, a predicted model, not a curated record
AUGGCAGUUCACUUGCGGAGCGCCCAACUCGAUCAUUUUCAUGUCGAAAUUCAUUCACUGGCCUCUGAAUCUGAGGCCGAUGAAACCGAGCAGGCGCAGAACUGGUGGUACUUGCACGGCGAUCAAGAUACAGAGGAAGAUGUCAGGGAGAACGAGAUACAAGAUGAGAGGGAGCUCUGGUCGAGCUUCCACCAUACUGAAGCGCGUAGCACGCUGAUGGAAUUCGGUCCAGAUAUCCAAGGACUGGUCCUGAUGGAAGCGGAAGCAUCCGGAGACGCAAUGUUCAAAGGGACCUUCCUCGUUCAUCCUCUAAACACAUCGCUAAUAUUUAGUGCAGCAAUUGGUGCACCGAUACCACGCUACCUCACCAUGCCACCAAGACCAAGCGUCAUUGUGAAACCUGCCCCCUUCCUAUAUCUGUUCUUCCGCCUUCUCCCUCCUCCUCCUCGCCUAACGAUGGCAUACUACCGCAAAUUUCCAGACACUUUUAGUGUUCUGCCACUGAAAGAACAGGUCUUAUUGAGGGACAUGUUGGGUCCAGAGUUGUCCCUAGAUGUCGACCGGAAAAUGUCACAGUUGAUGCCACCACACGAUGAUAUCGGUUUGUUUCAUCAGAUGGACGUCAUCAUAUGUAAAUACUGGGCCCCGCCUUUUCGAUUUAUGUGGUUUCGAGACAUUGAUUGCUAUGGCGGCCUCCCUGGGCGACUUUUCAACCUUUUCAACGGGUAUACCCUCCAGGAAUUCAAGGAAAACUUUGCCAAGUGGUCUCGUACGAAGCAGACGUGUGCUCUCGCGAUCAUCGCUUACAGGCUGCUGAAAGUUGCAUACAUGAUCACAACCGAGAACUUCAGAACCUGUGGGGACUCUCCUUUUUCAGCCGGUCCCUCGAUAUGUCUAACGGUCUUCUUGAUGCUUGAGUACUUCGAAGGAUUCGAAAACUAUCAAGCGUUCUGGAAAAUCGUUCAAUGGAGGAAUCACCCUGAUAAACCUUCGAAGAUACAUACUCACUUUCCAUGCACCAUAUAUUGGACGCGACGCCCUGCGCAUAAUCAUCGGUACCUGCUGGCCAUAGUGCAGAAAGAGGACAUUAAGGAUGUUGGCUUUGGACGCCCAUUUGCGAUCUUGCCUUACCCGGAUACACAACCUCAUGGGUAUGGUGUGAGUGGCGGGGUUUACUACAAAUCGUUCACCGAUACAAGCUUGACUAAACUGUUGCGCGAGACUUGGGAAUCUGCUCCGGAACAAUCUGAGGAAGUCCCAGCCAUGGAAUUUCUUUCUUGGACGUGA